Paramecium octaurelia is the source of this 2162-nucleotide messenger RNA. Lineage: Eukaryota; Ciliophora; Oligohymenophorea; Peniculida; Parameciidae. The record is from the annotation of a GenBank genome assembly.
AUGAUUGAAGAGGAGGGAUAACAACUUAAAAGUUAAUUAGAAUAACAACUUGUAGAGGCAAUUUUAGAUUCUCUUCAAAAUCAUAUGGAUCAAAAUGCCACCUUUUUAGGUAACCAUUUCCUUUUGCAUCUAUUCAAUAGCUGAAAGAUUGGUUUAUGAGAGAGACACUGAAGAGUUCAGGUCACUUUUGGCUGAAUGCUACUUAUAAGAGAAUUAGCCAUAUAAAGCAUGUCAUAUUCUUAAGGACUGUAAAUCAGAAUUCAAUCGGUAGAAAGCAAAUUAAUGCUAUUAGUUAUUAAUAUGCGGUGUCAUUAUUCAGAAAUCAAAAAUACAAAGAAGCUGAAGUUGCUUUGGUUGGAACUCAAUUUAGCAAUCAAUUUUCUAUCUAAACUCAAAACGUACCAAAUGGUGGUUUUGGUUUACUCUUGUUAGGUCAAAUUUAAGAAUAACUUCAUCGUAUUGAGGAUGCUAAACACCAGUAUUCAAAAGCAUUGGAUUAUAAUCCCACUUUAUGGAUUGCCUUUGAAAGACUCUCCAAAAUUGGGGAAUCUGUUGCCAUUAACAAGGUGUUCAACGAUCAGAAAUAGAGACAAUACGAAACUAAUAGAUAGUAGAGUUGCAAUAUCUAUAAGAUAAUACAGAACUUAUUGAAAAAUAAGACAGCCAAUUUUAAAUCAGGGUAGAAAGAGGAGGAAACUAGAGAUGAACUCUAAAUAAACGACUCCGUAAUAUUGUUAUCGAUAUGCUUUCUAGUAAUUUACAGGCAAAAGACAAUCUCAAACCAUAAAACCGUUUUCCACAACUGGUGUGCAGUAACCAAUCGUUCAUAUGGAUGAUUCUUCCAAUAGUUAAAUGAAAUUCUUAUGUAAUACUCGUUAUUACCUCUAAUGUAGAACCUCAAUAAAAAAAGAUAAGUGCUAAGAUGGUGCCAACUCCUGGAGUAGGUUACUAAAAUUACUAAUCUCUACUGAGCCAACCUUUUUAAUUCUCGUAAAACUAAAAUAAGAAUUUCAAUCCAAAAAAAAAUGACAUUCAAAAAGUCAACUCUGUAGCAAUUUAAUAAUCUCCUAGUUUAAUCAAGUAUGAUUACCUUAUUAGAAUUAAAUUAGUCUGCCGUAACUGUUGAAGUUGUUUGCCCAUCCUUAUUACUUAUGGACAAAUUAUUCAGUGGAAACCAUUGCUAAUUUCUAAAAGCUGCCUCCCCAACAUUAUAGAUCAGGUUGGGUGCUUGAAAAAGUAGCCAGAAGUUUUAUGGAUCAAGUCAAAUAUGCUGAUGCAGAGAGAGUGUGGAAGGAAAUGAGAUAGAUAGAGCCCAAUCGCUUAGAAGGCAUGGAUUAUUAUUCAUCUUGUUUAUGGCAUCUGAAAAAACAAUCAGAAUUGACAUACUUGGCCCAUUCAUGUUUGCAAAUCAGCAUGCAAGCACCUGAAACCUGGAUAGCUAUUGGAAAUUGUUUUAGUUUGAGUAAGGAAAUAGACAACUCAAUUAAAUUUUUCGGAAGAGCAAUUUAGUUGAGUAAAGACUAUUCAUAUGCUUAUACUUUAUCUGGUCAUGAAUUCUCACAAAAUGAAAAUUUCUAAUAAGCCAAGAAAUCGUAUGACAAAGCCACUUCUUUGGACUCGAGAUAAUACAAUGCUUGGUGGGGACAGGGCAACAUGUACUAUAAGACUGACAAAUAUGAUGAUGCCAUCAGAUGUUUCACUUAGGCUCUAAAGAUAAACUCAAACAAUCCAGUUCUACCAACAUUUUUGGCUAUGAGUUAUGCAGCCAAGGGAGAGCACGUUGAGGCUCUGAAAUACUUUGAGCAAAGUGAAAAAUUAGAUCCGCAAAAUGGGUUAAAUAAGUAUUAGAAAGUAUAAAUGCAUUAUAAUAUGAUAGGCUAAUUCAUUAAUAAAAAUAGAUGAUUAUAAUUCGGCCUUAAUUGAAUUGCAGAGACUGAGAGAAUUGAUCCCGAAAGAAGCAGCCAUUUAUAUCUUGAUGGGGCGAAUCUUUAAGAAACUGGGGAAGAUUUAAGAAGCAUAAAAGUAUGGAGGAUUAUUAAUUUCGUAGUUGUUUCAGUACUGCAAUGUCCCUUGAUUAGAAGGAUUCUGCGAAGAUCAAAGGGCUUAUGGAGAGUUUAAAUAAUCCGAAUAGCGAAUUCAACGACGAUUUUGAUUUAUGACAU